Penicillium soppii is the source of this 1902-nucleotide messenger RNA. Its product is annotated as putative LysM domain protein. The record is from RefSeq and is a predicted model, not a curated record. Bases 1 to 1902 code for a protein of 633 amino acids. The transcript has a single exon. Lineage: Eukaryota; Fungi; Ascomycota; Eurotiomycetes; Eurotiales; Aspergillaceae.
AUGAGUUCCCAAAACAGCUUUGCCAAUGCUUCCCCGGGCCCCAACGCUGUCAGCGCAAGCACUACCUCCACCUCCACAGUCCGAUCGCGCCCUCGGCGCUUAGUUUCAUUCAUGGAUGAUGACGACGACAAUAAUGGUUCAAACUAUUCUUACCAGAGUGAUUCCCAGCCUUUCUCCUCGGCAUUAUCAACGACUCUUGCACCAGCCGAGAUCGGGACGACUCGCUCUCGCAGAACCCCCUCGCCAUUGUCAUCCCGUGGAGCAUCACCACUUCCUAUGACACACCCGUCCCGCGCCACCGAAUCAACCAAUCGAGGUAGCCGCAACGAGACAUCUUCAUUUGCUUGGAAUGGAUCAUCGAAGGCUACAUCAUCGCGGGGUGCUGCGGACUUCCUGGACUCCUCAUGGUCCUCUCUCCAAAGCCUAGCGUCUUCAGUACUAGGUAGUGAUGCAGGACGAGUCACUUCAAAUAAUACGACAAAGACACACACGCGAAGGAAACCAUCGCGAUCAGACGUAUAUAUCAAGAGUGCCCCGAGGUCAACGUGGGGUCCGUCGGCACCAAACGCCCCAGAAUUUGGGACUGGGACCAAGGAGGAACGACAAGCUCUGGUUCAAGCCAAAAAAAGAGAGGCACUCCUUCUUGCUGACAGUGACUCGAUCGCAAGUCGCACAUUUACACACAAACGACGCGACUCUGGCGACACUUCACAGCAAGCGGUUGAUCCCGGGCAUGACGAAGACGCCCUGGCUUACAUCCAUAACGUGCUACCGACAGAUACUAUCACCGGUGUAACGAUCAAAUACGGUUGCCAGGCUGCAGUAUUCCGUAAAUCAAACGGCUUCUGGCCUAAUGACGAUAUCCAGAGCAGAAACACCGUUCUACUGCCAGUCGAUGCGUGCUCUGUAAAAGGCCGCCCUAUACCCAAAGAGCCUGUGGAUCUUUUGAGCCCUGACACGGAGGACCCAAGUGACAGCUCUAUAGCCCCUACAGAUACAUAUACCGACGAGGCGACUACAGAGCAGGAGACAUCUGCAACUCCUGAGGCGGAUUCCAAUCAAGUCUGGAAGCACGAAACCUGGGUGCAGAUGGAUGGUUUCCCCAAACCAGUACAAAUAGGCCGUGUUCCUCGAAGGGCAUUGGGCUUUUUCCCUCGUACGCGUCGAAAAUCUACAUCUUACUCGGAUGCAGAACCUCCGGGCUCGUAUCGAGAAACAGUCACUCCCCCGUCUCCCUCUGGGUCACCACCUCCACCUUCACCCUUCGGCAUACUACCACGAACUCGACCUAACGGCAACCAAUCCAAGCCGAAAUCCACAAAUCCUACUCGUCCUCAGCACCGUCGCCAACGCAGUAGUAUCCAUCUAUCUGGCACCGGAGUGGGAACCCUUGAUCCCACAUCAACCGGACCAGGGCCCGCACUAGAUGGAUUCACCCGCUUUUUCGCACAGCACAUGCCUAACUUAGCACCAGGACCACCCCCAGACAAUGCCCGUAAAGCUUCUUUCGAGUCCGCUUCAACCGUCACCUCCAAUGCAUCGACAGGACUCGAGAACAUCGGCGGCGCUUUCGAGGGGUGGGUUCGCAAAGUAGCAACGCGAGCCAAGGCCGGCAUCAAUGAGCUCCAGCAACCACCAAGCCAGCCUGGCAACACCCGAGGACGCAACAUCUGGCGGAUGGACGACCUAAUUGAACUUGACGAUGGGGUGGUAGACGGCCGGAACUCUCCAAGUCCCUUCAAGGGCGCUUCGCAGAGAUCCGAGUUACAGGGUACAUUGUCCUCAUCUUCAUCCAUCCGGUAUAAUAGCCCUUCAGUGGUGGCAGCGAGCAGGUCUCGUGCAGCUGAUUUUGGUGCUGGCUCUGGUUCAAGCGCAUAUGGCGAACGGGCCAAGGACGAUUAA